Molecule: messenger RNA, 3693 nt
Organism: Danaus chrysippus (African queen)
Lineage: Eukaryota; Metazoa; Arthropoda; Insecta; Lepidoptera; Nymphalidae
Source: the annotation of a GenBank genome assembly
AUGGAUCCAGCUAAGAUGAAAGUGGUAGAUCUAAGAUCCGAGUUAGGCGCUCUGGGCUUGGAUACGAAGGGUAACAAACCGGCAUUAGUGGAAAGAUUGAAAAAGGCUUUGGAAGCUAAGACCGGAAAAGCGGUACUCGAUACAACGAUUCUCGAUACUUCAACUGAGGAUGUCGAUGAACCGGCAACUCCAAGGAGAUCCCCGGCUGCCCGAGCUACAAGACGUUCUUCAUCUUCAAGGAUAUGUGCAACACCAGCUAAGAUACCAAGAGAGGAUCCUCCGAAACCUAUCCAGGAGGAACCAAAAGAAACGGCCGAGGAACCAGAAGAUAAACCUGAACCGGUUAAACCUGAACCAUUACCCGAACCUACACCUGAACCAAACCAAGAAAUUCCCAUGGAAGAACCGAUUCCAGAAGAAAAACCAGCUCCCACACCGGAACAGGCUCCUGAACCGGUUCCACAACCAAUUCCAGAACCGGUUCCGGAACCUAUUCCAGAACAAGUGAAAGAAGAUGAACCUUCAGAUAAUAAGGAACCCAAAUCAGAUGAAAUGUACAACAUUGAUGACCUAAGUCAAUCCCCGAUAAAUGAAAAUAAUGAUGAUGAAAAAGAGAUCAUUGACGAUAAAGAUAACGACCAACAGGAGGAACAGGAGAAAGAUGUUGAGAACAAUGAACACGGAGAUGAAGAUGAGAAGAAUGAUAUGGAUGAAAGGAGAGAGUUGUAUCUCGAGCACCAGAGAGAGAAAGAAUUAUCUGAGCAAGAAGAGUGGGAUCAACUGAACGAGAGACUGGUGCAGAAAGAGAAGGAGAGAGUGGAGAGAGAGAAGGAAGAGGCAGAGGAAGAAGCUAAGAAGAUGGAGGAAAUUAGUAAAGAUCCAAUUAAAUUGCAGCGUCUUAAACGCAAACAAGAGAAGAAAUCUCGUUGGACCAACUUCUAUAAAGCCGUUGAAGUUACUAACCAAGUUCUCGCUCCACCGACUGAGGAACCUCCAGACAGUAAACAGAAGGAGGAAACGGAAACGGCCGUUCCCGAACCGGAACUUGAUGAUAAUAAAGUUACAUUAUCAUGGUAUGACAGUGACCUCAACCAGUACUUGGAGCUUCCCGAACUGAACUCAGUGAUUCCUCUCAACGAAGGAGCCUUCGCGUACGCAUGGGCCGGGGCGCGCGCCACGCACGGCGUUACACACGGACGACUGUGCUAUGAGGUGAGGGUUGGUUCCCUAGUGACAAGUACUGAAAGUGCUGAAAAGGAACCUCUAACAACUGGCUUGAGAGUUGGAUGGUCUACUGAUGAUAGCUCCCUACAUCUGGGUGAUAAUUCACUUAGUUGGGGCUAUGAAAGUACCGGUCGAGCUGUGACUAACUCAGAGUUCAAGGCAUACGGGAAACAGUUCAACGAAAAAGAUGUUAUUGGAUGUUAUUUGGAUCUAGACUCAACGCCCUGUCAAAUGUCGUACACGUUGAAUGGGGAAGAACUAGGAACUGCCUUUGAAUUUGAUAAGGAGAUAUUAGAAGGGAGAGCGAUUUUUCCUCACGUAUUAACGAAAAACAUGUGUUACAAAGUUAACUUGGGAUACGAUCGCUACACCAUGCUAACGAAAACUAAAAUAGUACGCAAUCGUGUUGAAAUACCGAUAGAACAAGUUUUAGAAGAGAAAAGAAUAAAAGAAGAGAAAACGAAGCAAAAUAAAGAAGAUGAAACUAAAAUUACUACGGAAAAAAGUGACAAUAAGAAUGAGGAAAUACAAAAAAAUGAAGAAAAUAAAGACGAAAUACAAGAAAAGAAUGAUAAAGAAGGAGAGAUGGAAGUUGAUCAAGAAAAUGAUAAAGAAAAUAUAAAGAACGAACAAGAAGCAGAAGACAAACAAGAAGAUACAGAUAUGAAUAAAGAAGGAGAUGAUAAACAACUUAAUGAAAACGGUGAGAAAGAUGAAAAAGUGGUUACAAAUGAAGCAAUGGAGACCAAUGAUACAGAAGCUGGCUCGGGGAACGAUGAAAACUCUGAAAUUCAAGAAGUUACUGAGGAGCAAGUGAUGGGAGGACUUGUAUUGGACAAACGGAUCAAAUUUGUUAUAAGAUACACAGUAGAGGAAGAAUUGGAUGGACCAGAAUUGAGCAUCCUCCCAGGAUAUGAGUUUAUAGCUAAAGGAGAUUUGGUGGACGGACCAAGACGACCGAGCAGUUGUGGAGAAUGUGAGGUUAUAUUAAUGGUGGGUAUGCCAGGUUCAGGAAAAACUUACUGGGCAAAACAACACUGUGCUAAGAACCCAGAGAAGAGAUAUAAUAUACUAUCAACGGGAGCUUUGUUUGAACGAAUGAAGGUGGAUUGUAAGUCAUUCCGUACAUCAUACGAAGGUAAAUGGGACGCAAUGGUGACGAAGUGCGCUAAAUGUGUUGUUAAGUUACUGGAAAUAGCAAAAGGCAGGAGGAGGAAUUUCAUAUUAGAUCAGACGAACGUAUACCCAUCGGCUCAGCGUCGUAAACUACGCGAGUUCACCGGCUAUCGUCGUAUAGCGGCCGUAGUGGUUGUUAGUGAGGACGAACAGAAACAAAGAGCCGCGGCCAGGGAGGCGGCCGAUGGGAAGGAGGUGCCUGACGCUGCUAUACUGGAUAUGAAAGCGAACUUCACGUUACCCGAAAAGGGUUCGUUCGUCGAUGAAGUUAUAUAUACGGAACUCAACGAGGAAGAAGCGAGGAAGGUUCUAGAGACUUAUCAUUCUGAAGCAGCCGCGGCCGGCGCUUUGAAGGAGAGGGACAAGCGGGCGCGAUCAACUUCAAGAGAUACAGGGAAGAGGCAGAGGUCGCCUGAUAGGAGGGAACAUAGGAGGCCCCGGGAACAUGGGAGGGAGAGAGAUGAUCGUUGGUCGGGCGGUAGCCGUUGGGGUCCCCCAGCUCCACGCGGUCGUUGGGGUCGAGACAGACCCCCACAUCCUAGAUUUGAUAGGAAUUGGUCACAAAGAAAUGAUUUCGGUCGCGACGGCGGUUUUCGAGGCGGUCGCAUGGGGUCCCGUCAGGAUAGAGGCCCGGGGCCUAACGUGGGAGGACCGGGGCCACGCGGACCUCCCGCGGAGAGGUUCCAGAGGGACCACAGGCCCCCGAACAGAGGCCCGCCCCACCAACAGGAUAAGAGACCUGCCGGACCUCCUCCUGGUUCAUGGCAGAGAGGUUCGGGGCCUCGUGGAGGAGGUCACAUGGGACAUGGGCCAAGACAGGAUAACCAGAAUCAAAAUCAAAAUCACAACCAAAAUCAAAACCAGCAGUGGAACCAGUGGGCUGGCAAUUGGGGAGGUUGGGGGAAUUGGAAUAAUCAAAAUCCAGGAUGGAACAACUGGAACAACUGGUGCUGGGGCAACCAGAACCCUGGCCAGGGGCAGGGACAGGGACAGGUGCAAGGACAGGGACAGGCAGGCGCGGGGAAGGGACCCGCGGGGCAGGGACAGGCAGGGCAGGGACCGGCAGGCCAGGGGCAGGCAGGGCAGGGCUGGCAGAACUACAACGCACAACAGUGGUUCCAGUGGCAGCAGUGGCAACAACAGAACUGGCCUGGGUACGGUCAGCAACAACAACAACAACAGCCGCAAGGUGGCGCCAACAGCGGAGACAACGCUCAGGCGUGGGCGCAGUUCUAUCAGAACUACGGAGCCGGUAACAACGGAAACUCCAACCAAGCCUUGGAAAAGAAGUGA